This is a messenger RNA of Hemicordylus capensis (graceful crag lizard), 1251 nucleotides long. Its product is annotated as carboxypeptidase A1-like. Gene Ontology annotation, molecular function: zinc ion binding; metallocarboxypeptidase activity. The coding region runs from base 1 to 1251 and encodes 416 amino acids. Gene Ontology annotation, biological process: proteolysis. Lineage: Eukaryota; Metazoa; Chordata; Lepidosauria; Squamata; Cordylidae. The record is from RefSeq and is a predicted model, not a curated record. The transcript has 11 exons.
AUGAGGGGCCUCUUGGUGUUUGCCACUCUCCUGGCGGCCGCGUUCGGCACCGAGACCUUUGUGGGUCAUCAAGUGCUCCGGAUCUUUGCUGUGGAUGAAUUCCAGAUCGAGAAGGUGAAGGAGCUGGAAACACUCGAGCUGGACUUUUGGCGGGCUCCCAUUCACCCGGAAGUCCCGAUCGAUGUGCAUGUCCCCUUUGCCAGCCUCCAAGGGGUGAAGGUCUUCCUGGAGUCCAACGGCAUCCACUACUCCAUCAUGAUUGAGGACCUGCAGUCACUGGUGGAUGAGGAGGAACUGCAGAUGUCAAUUCGACAUUUUAUGCCUCUGUCAGUUGAGACCUUCAACUACGCUUCCUACCACAAUCUGGAUGAGAUCUACGAAUUUAUGGACCUCCUGGAGGCUGAAAAUCCCCAGCUGGUCAGCAGAAUCCAGAUUGGGAAGAGUUACGAAGGUCGUCCAAUCAACAUCCUGAAGUUCAGCACAGGGGGAGUCAACCGGCCUGCAAUCUGGAUCGACACCGGCAUCCACUCUCGGGAAUGGGUCACACAAGCCAGUGGAGUCUACUUUGCAAAGAAGCUCCUUGAUGGUUACGGCAAGGAUGCGUCCAUUACAUCCAUCCUGGACAACUUUGAUAUCUUCCUGGAAAUUGUCACCAACCCAGAUGGUUUUGCCUUCACCCAUAGCAAGAAUCGCAUGUGGCGCAAAACCAGGUCUCUGAACAGUGGAUCAUCCUGUAUCGGAGUAGACCCCAACAGGAACUGGGACGCAGGUUUUGGAGUGGCUGGCUCCAGCGGGAACCCUUGUUCAGAGACCUACCGGGGCCCCUAUGCCAACUCUGAGCCGGAGGUGAAAGCCAUCGUGGACUUUGUCAAGAGCCAUGGCAACAUCAAGGCCUUCAUCUCCAUCCACAGUUAUUCUCAGCUUCUCCUCUUUCCUUACGGCUACACUUCUCAAAAGGCUGCUGAUCACGAGGAACUGAAUGCACUCGCUAAGAAGGCCGUCGAUGCCCUGACUGCUCUGCAUGGGACCAAAUACAGAUAUGGCAGCAUCAUCACCACCAUCUACCAAGCAAGUGGGGGAACCAUUGACUGGACCUACGAGCAAGGCAUUAAAUACUCGUAUACGUUUGAGCUGCGAGACACAGGCCGUUAUGGAUUCAUGCUUCCUGCUAGCCAAAUCAUCCCUACUGCUGAGGAAACAUGGCUGGCCCUGAUGGUUAUCAUGGAGCACACAAGAGAUCACCCAUACUAA